AUGGAGUCGAAUUCUUUCCUCAACUCCUUUUGGGACGAGUCUGAAUCUUCUCUCGUAUCGUCAACAUCAACCUCAUCCGAUGGAGGCUACGGAGUUGCAUCAGGCUUCCGAUACCGGACGGGAUCUACAACUGCCAAAAAUCACCGUCUGGACUCCAACUCCAACCUCAACCCGAAACCUGGCACAUGGAACAGCGACUACGCUGUGGCGCACCUGCUUGAUCAUCUUCGCACCUUUUCAGCACCCGUGUCCACUCCGAAGCCAAUCGCCAUCACCUCAUCCUCUUCCACUCUUUCUCCUGGAGAAGCAAUCACUAACGCCCGCACCUACCCCGUCUCAGCUCAUGCAUGGCGUUCAUACCCAUCGCUAAUAUUCAGCUCGCUCAGUGUCUCUGUCUUCAAUGGCCUAUUAGACGAACAUGUUGUGGAACUAGCCUGGAAGAGCUUGGAUAGGCAGGUCAGCGGGAGAACCGUGAUCAUUGGAGGACCAGAGAAGAGGAGCGAACAAAAUGAUGGAGCUGCAGAAAAUGAAAAAAUGGGGGGUGAGGAAGCCAAGGUGAAGAUUGAGCUGAACGCUGUGGCACUGCAAGGUGCGAACAGGGACGAAAUUGGUGUUGGAACAUGCCCACGCUAUGGAAACGCUGGGUGUGGAGGAGGGGAUUUAGAAGGAGAAAGGGUGGGUGAUGGUGGCAACGACGAUGACCGUCUUGCCCACGGCAAUGCUUUCGCCGCUAUCUUGUGGGAGAUACGGGCCCAGGCCGCGAAGCAUGAAGCAGACGACGAUAGGCCUCUACCCAUCGGCUUCGGUCACAGGCUCCCAAGCGCUGUCUGCAUAGACGGCCGAUCUCACAAAUCCGUCCGGAAUUCUCGCAGCAUCAAGCACGCCAACAAGACCAUCGCGAGCUCCGAGCAGAGCCAAACCCCCUCCAGCUCCAGAAGCAGCGGCACUGACGGCACUGGCUUUCCCUCUCCCAACUGCCGUUCCCUCAAGAGCACUCACUGCCCUAUCUCCGUGCCCAUCAUUACCCUGGACUCCGCCUCCAGCUGGUACACGACUGAGUGCGCGCCCCUCCUUGCCGCGCCUGCCUGCAUGCGCCGUAGCAACUUCUACGCCUACUCGUCCGGCGGCAACCUUCUUCCCAUCCCUUACAAUACAAUGGGUCUCCAGGCGUCCGCAUACGUUACCUUCAUAUACGAUAGCGACAAGCCCAUUGGCGUGCUCCGCGCCGUCAUCCAGCGGUUCGCGAGUCUGCGACUGGAUGUGUUUGCAGACGGCAGGCGCUGGGUUGAACUGCCACGCACGGGGGUGGAGAAAGGGGAAUUGAACGCUUUGAUGGCAUUUCUAAAGAGCAAAACGUAUCUUCCGGUGCUGAGAUCGCGGAAAGCAGCAAGAGAAGGACCAGGAAAGUGUGAAGGAACAGAGGGCGGUUCGUGCCUGAAAGCACCUGUGAUAAAAAUCGAGGACAGGGCUCGCCGCCGCCACCGCCGUCGCAAAGGUCAAGGUGCCCGAACGGAUGCUCGCGGCAUCGACAGCGAGAGCAGCGACGAUGAAGAAGACGGCGGCGAUGAUCAGGAGGAGCAUGAAGCGUGUGCCCACCUCCGCGAUAUCCGCGUCUAUCGCCUCGCCAGCGCCAUCGGCUUCUCAGAGCUUGCGUCUUACGCGAUCAGACGCUUGUACACCCGUCACGCCUUGUCCUCAGACGAGGACCCAAUCACGCUGCUCGAAGCCAUAUAUUUCUCCGACGAUGGCGGCGAGGUGCAGCCGUCGCAGCAAUUGCGCACUUGGUCCCGAGCUUUCCUAUCCCGCCGUGAGGACGGGUCGAGCAUGGUUUCGAAUGUAGACAAGUUACAGGCGCACCAUCGAUGGAGAAGGCGGUGGAACGCGCUUCUAGCUAGGGGUGGCCAGCAGGGACGAUCACUACUUGAGGACUUCAUCCGCAUCAACCGAGAGUUCUGA
Lasiodiplodia theobromae is the source of this 1956-nucleotide messenger RNA. RefSeq lists its product as uncharacterized. The record is from RefSeq and is a predicted model, not a curated record. The transcript has 4 exons. The coding region runs from base 1 to 1956 and encodes 651 amino acids. NCBI's taxonomy places the organism in Eukaryota, Fungi, Ascomycota, Dothideomycetes, Botryosphaeriales, Botryosphaeriaceae.